GAGGCCUAGCAACUACAAAGUUUGAGCCAACUUAUGCUCGCCGUGCCUUCCCAUGCUUUGAUGAACCAACCUUCAAGUCCACUUACACAAUCACUAUAGUGAGACCGUCAGAGCGAUAUAUUGCUCUCUCAAACAUGCCUGUUAAGAAUGAAGUGGCUGGACAACCUUCUGAAUCCUUAACAGAAGUCACAUUUGAUAAAUCUGUUCCAAUGGUUACAUACCUUGUUUGCUUCAUUGUGUGUGACUUCACCUAUAAAGAGACAAUCUUGUCAAGUGGGAUGCCCUUCCGUGUGUAUGCUCCCAAUGGCAGAAUAGAAAACAGUCAAUAUGCUCUUGACAUCGGAGCCAAAAUUUUGCAGAUGUAUGAGGGCAUGUUCGAUCUGCUCUUUCCUCUUCCCAAAAGUGAUAUGGCAGCCAUUCCUGAUUAUUCCUCGGGUGCCACAGAACACUGGGGCAUCAUAACAUUUAGGGAAACAAGCAUUUUUUAUAACCAGAACCAGAGUUCUGCUGUUAACAAACAGAGAGUGGCUUCAGUGGUUGCCCAUGAAUUAGCUCAUCAGUGGUUUGGCAAUCUUGUUACUUUGGAAUGGUGGAAUGACUUAUGGCUGAAUGAAGGGUUUGCUAGCUAUGUUGAAUUUAAAGGAGUGGAUCAUGUUCAUCCAGAAUGGGAAAUGGACUCUCAAUUCCUGGGAAAAAAUCUGCAGUUGGUGAUGAAAAUUGACUCUCGGCUUAGUUCCCACCCGAUUGUGAAAAAUGUGAACACGCCUGACCAGAUCAAUGCUAUGUUUGAUGCUAUAUCCUACAGAAAGGGGUCGUCUGUGUUAAGGAUGCUGGAGGACUUCAUGGAGAUUCUUUUCAAAACAAGCAAUCGUAUUCCCCGCUUUGGCAAUCCCUGCACAAACAUUGUUACCACCACCGUAACUGUCCGCAGCACGUUUCUGUCGGACGCAAAGCCAUCAGAGAAGCCAAAGCUACAAUUGCGGUUAACGAUGUCUGGUAACAGCGCCGUUGAUUUUGGCAUCGAAACCCUUCCCGUCAAUCGGCAAGAGAUUAUCCAAAGAGACCUAGACUGUGGUAGAGAUCACGCAACUGUGGCUAAUGACACAGAUGAGCUGCGGUAG
Penaeus vannamei (Pacific white shrimp) is the source of this 1121-nucleotide messenger RNA. Lineage: Eukaryota; Metazoa; Arthropoda; Malacostraca; Decapoda; Penaeidae. The record is from RefSeq and is a predicted model, not a curated record.